AAAUUGAAGCCACUUGAUCUUGUUAUGAGAUAUAAAAUACAUUUACAGGUCUGUGCGUGGAUGCAGGUUUAUUUUUUAUAGAGUUAUAUAACGUUAAUCGCGCCAGUUUUCUUGAUUGAAUUGAACCGUGGAUGGCGCCAGGAUAUCACCAAACACAGUCGUUUGCAGCGGACCCACGUGUGGACACUUCCUGUAAAGGGGGUUGGCCUGAAUCAGCACCUUGAAAUAUCUGUUUUCAAGUGUUUUUAAGCUAUGGAGGAAUUACCUGCGGACCUCAGAGCUUUUCUUGUAAACCACCCGUUUCUUCAGCUUACAGAUGGCAAAAAGAUCCAAUGCACCCUAAAUGGCCACGAGUUUCCAUGCAACCUGACCGAGCUGCAGAAGUUCACUCAAGGGAAAAAAUAUGAGAAACUGAGUGCUGCUGCAGAGUUCAACUACAGCCAGUAUGAGCCACACAUUGUGCCAAGCACGAAACAACCCAAUCAGCUCUUCUGUAAGCUGACCAUCAGACACAUCAACCGGCAGCCCCAUCACAUCCUGAGACACGUUAACGGGAAACGCUUCAAGAAAGCUCUCUCCAAAUAUGAAGAGUGUGUGAAACAAGGGAUUGAAUUCAAUCCAGUCAGACUCCAACAGAAAAGAAACAGAGAUCCCGGACAGGAGGUGAAUCGGGGGAGGCCCUCAAAGCAGGGGAGCAUCUCAUGGGAACCCUCUUCCAGUGACGAGGAUCACAGUGACUCAGAAGACAGCAUGAGUGACCUCUACCCCCCCACCCUAUUCUCUUUGAAUAACACGGCGGAGGAAGACGUGGAGGGUGGCAAAGAUGAGGAGAAAGAUGAGUUCCAAACAGAUGAAGAUGAAGAUGAGGAAAUGGAGGUGGAUAAGCCAGCGGUACAGAAACGCAAGAAGGUCCAGGGUGGCGGUUUCCAGAAGAAAUUUAGAAAUAAUCACUGGAAGUCAGGGCGUAAGAAACGUGGGAAAGCGUUAAGUGAGAAGUAAAAUGCAAAACCAUAAACUGUAUGUAUAGUAUUUUUAUACCUGGUAAAUUAUCCGGAAGCACCUCUAGUUUGGAUUCCUGUGUCUGAGCCAGCCUGACGUUUUGUAUAAGCAAACAUCCAUUCAAUUUUUCAUAUUUUCUGCACAUGAAAUAUUGUCUGUUUUAAACGAGGCUGGUUUACGUCACAUUGAAAAUGUGUUAGUGGCAGUAAACACAUCAGUUUGGCUGGAUAAGCUGUAUUUUCUGGUUUGUAACCAAGAGUGCUGAUAUAAAAUACAACUCAGUUUGGAUUUGCAAAA
Larimichthys crocea (large yellow croaker) is the source of this 1296-nucleotide messenger RNA. RefSeq names its product surfeit 2 (gene surf2). The record is from RefSeq and is a predicted model, not a curated record. Lineage: Eukaryota; Metazoa; Chordata; Actinopteri; Sciaenidae. The transcript has 7 exons. Bases 253 to 999 code for a protein of 248 amino acids.